Geodia barretti is the source of this 2050-nucleotide messenger RNA. The record is from the annotation of a GenBank genome assembly. Lineage: Eukaryota; Metazoa; Porifera; Demospongiae; Tetractinellida; Geodiidae.
AACUUGAGUACACGGGUGCUACCCUUUUCCUAUAUAUCUGCAAACCUGAGCGAGCCCAGUGCACUGCUGCUGGAGGGAACGCUUCCAGUCAGCGACUAGUUACACUUUGGCGCGGCAGAACCUCGACCGGUAGUCUUUGUCCAAGUUGGGAGCCGUGUCGGCCCGUCGUGCUCGUGGGAGCAUAAUCUGUCGCCCCCCCCAAAGUCCAGGGAGUCCGCUAAUCCUGUAAUCCUACGCUACUGCGAAUACUUCAGUUUCGACGCUGUAGACUGUCCAGACGGAGCUACCUAUACCUUCUUACCUCCCACACCUCAGCGGUCAACGAACACACUCACCCACGUCUCGCGCCGCGAGGCUCUGCCGUUUUCAACUGAGCACAGUGUGAUCCAACAGUGAGCAAAAGCCGAGACGGGAUCUCCCACCUGCCUUGAACCAGCAAAGAGAGAAAUCACUGGAACCGGGAUAUUGCCGUGUGGCCUGCCGGAGACUGCAUCCUUAGCUACACUCCGAUUGAGAAGGGCACAUGCACACUGAGACGCCAGACUGUGUCCAUCAGCUUGAGCACUGCUUGUAAUUUUCGAACCUGGUGACUACAUACGUGUAAGGAAAAAAUGUCUCCACGUCGUUUCUUUGCAACAUUUACUGCGGCGGGUACAAGCACCCGAGAAUCAGAUCUCACUAGACUCGUCGUAGUUUUGCUGUGGGCCUCCCUUGCCGUGGUCCAAGUCCAGAGACUCUCGGCAGACCCGAUUCGGUGUUACUCUCAGCCUGAGUGUCGAGUUGGAGACCCGGCGCCGGGGUGUUCGUGCAACCAGUACCUCGAUUCGGACACCGGUCGCUGCGAAAACUGCCUCGUCUGUUGCCAGGAGGGAAAACAUCAAAUUUCGCGGUGCGAGAGAGACCAGAAUUCCGUGUGCUCUCUGUGUGCCCCGGGUGUACAGUUCCUCGAUGGGGAUGCGUUGCUCUGCCGAAACUGCUCCGUCUGUGCAUCAGACGAGAAACAAGUCGCGCCGUGUACGACAGACAGAGACACGCAGUGCCAGCCGCGAUGCCAGGAUCACCAGUACUAUGCCGCGGGCCUCGACCGCUGUUUUUUCAACUGCGAACUCUGCCAGCACGGCUGCACCACGUCAGACACCUCGGGCACCAAGUGCCAGUGUCAGCCGAGCCAGUGCUAUCUGGAGACCGACCUCCUCUGCGAGACCAACCAAUGCGCGACAACCGAACCCCCUCCCCCCGACGUGACGAGUACUCUAGCACAUAGAUCUAACGGACUCCCCACGUGGGGGAUCGGGCUCAUUUCCAUCGGUGUCGUGAUCGGGAUUGUCGCUUUUUCCGCCGGGUCCAUGAUACUUAGUUUCUGCACGAGAAAGUCGCCGCAGACCGACCUGGAAAUGAAUGAGCCGGGAGUCAACACCAAACCGUCGAUGCUGACGGGUCGUUACAUUAACGAGCCGGGGGCACUCUUUCAUAAGCAUCACCCACUUUUUGAGACCGGUCGGAAGUACGGCCACUACUCCCCCGGUUCGUCCACCCGUUCGAGUAGCAUGAGAAGUGGGAGCAUUCGGACAAACGGCAUUCGUAAUAGCCCAAAGACCCACGGAGUUAACGCUCAGUCUUCGAGAUCUGAGAACAUUACACCCAUAUGACCUAACCCUUUCUUUUUACACCCACCCCUCUCUCCGUACUCCUCCCCGUCCUUGUAUAUGUAUGUAUGUAUGUGUGAUUCAAAGAGCACUAAAUGAUGUGUCUUUCCCCUCUUCAAAUGGGCACUUACGUACUUCAUUCCGUAUGUUCGCAAGUGUUGCUGUAUGUCACCCUCUGUCACUCAUUGUCCCCUCCAAAUUGCUCCUUAUAUCACCUUAGCACUCAUUGAGAGCUAUCCUUUCAUUCAAUUUCGCUCCCCGUUGUUGAUUAACAGGGGCUCACAGGUAUUUACCCUCUUAAUCACAUUCCCCACCUUCCAUUAUAGCCACUGUCUUGAUGUUUGUGUUUUUCUGUUGCUGUAAAAGGCCAAUUGUAUAGUCUUUCUGCAAGGUUUCAUAUGCUG